CUAGCUUCAGCCAAGGUCACUCACGAGUCCUUGCAGUCGUCGUUGUAGUUGGGCAUCAUGGUAGUAGGAUUCGAAGAGUUGUGAGAUGGGCCGCCACGUGUCCCCGAGCGUGCUGGUGAUGAUGGGUCGUGUGGCGCUGCUCAUGACCCUGAUGGUGGUGAUGACGAUGGGGAUGGUGGUGGUGGACGCGAAGCCGAGCCGGGGCCCGCACUUCAACACCGCCAUUCGGGAAUACACCAAUGAGAGGACGUGCUGGACGGACGAAAUAUGCAAGACGGAGUUCCAGGCCGAAUUCCGUUGCAAGUGCCCGCGCUGGUACUGGUGUCGUGGUCCCGGCCGCUAUUACCACGCCUAUUGCUCCAUGUCCGCUCUCGGCUACAUCUGGGUGCAGCCUGGGGGACUCAGACCCGAAGACGUGAUGAACAACUGAACGGAUGACAAGCGAGAUGCGUGUGGGGACGGAGUUUUUGUGUGAGCUGUUGGACUGAUGAACAACGAGGGGCGGUUUCUAUUUGGAGGGCUCAGAGAACAAAUGAACAUAUGAACAACGAGAUCUGGGGAUGUUUUUAUUUUUUGUUUGUUUGUUUGUCCUACAACGAAAUGUAUGUGAGUGACUAUUUCUAUUUGACGUGAUGAACAACGCGACGUAACAGGUUAACAACGAGAUGCGUGCCAGGACGAUUUUUGUUCUGUGAUAUGAAAAGCUGAACAGAUGAACAACAGGAUGCGUGGGAGAAUACGAUGGUUGUUUGACGUAGUGAAUAACUGAGCUGAUGAACAAAUGAGUGCGUGAGGACGAUUUUAGUUCUACGAGAUGAAAAAAAUUAACAAACGAACAAUUUUAUAUGAGUUGAUGAGCAAUUGAAAUGACGAAUAACGAAGUGCGCGUGAAGAUUUUCAUUUCGAAUUUUUAGUCGACGUAGAGAACAGUGUCAUGGAUGAACAGUGAUAUGAUUAUAUUAUGAUUAGUGGAGUAGAUAUUUUUGUUAAGAAGCGGGAAGGAGAAUGGCGGAAAGAAGAAUGAUGGAUUCGUAUUUUCAUGUUUUUUUCCUUGUGUUUUAAAAGGCAAAAAGUGAGGUGACUGGUAUCUUUCCCGGCGACGUGUGUUCGAGCACUGUCUAAAAAAAAAAAAUGGUUGUUGGGGAAGAAAAAAGCGAUAGUUAAUGAAAUGCGACCGGUGUUUAGUUCUUAGCAAGAUUUUUUGUGUGUGAAUGGUCAUCUGAGGGAAAUAUAUCCUUGAUAUAAAAACAAAAA
Molecule: messenger RNA, 1254 nt
Organism: Penaeus monodon (black tiger shrimp)
Lineage: Eukaryota; Metazoa; Arthropoda; Malacostraca; Decapoda; Penaeidae
Exons: 3
Coding region: 86-430 (114 amino acids)
Source: RefSeq, a predicted model, not a curated record